Messenger RNA from Microtus ochrogaster (prairie vole), 1834 nucleotides. RefSeq names its product ghrelin and obestatin prepropeptide (gene Ghrl). Lineage: Eukaryota; Metazoa; Chordata; Mammalia; Rodentia; Cricetidae. Gene Ontology annotation, molecular function: growth hormone-releasing hormone activity; ghrelin receptor binding. The record is from RefSeq and is a predicted model, not a curated record. Gene Ontology annotation, biological process: positive regulation of growth hormone secretion; negative regulation of inflammatory response; gastric acid secretion. Gene Ontology annotation, cellular component: extracellular region.
ACUACAUAAAGUCCUCUAGAAGUGGCAAGUCCUAGAGCCAAUAGAAUUUGGCAUAUGUGCGUCACAACCAUAGGCAUGGUUCAGCAAAGCUGCCUCCUGCAGGCCACACUAUCAGUUAUAAAGUAGUCUCAAUCCUACCCUGUCACUCGCGGUCUUCAAAGAGCUAGCAGGCAAGGGGAGAGGAUCCUUGUGGGAAAGUUUCUAAGAACUGUCCCAUUAAAGUUAGACUGCAGGACUCCUAACACCAGGUCCAUCUCAUCUGCUCCUCCACAUGGGCAUCCCUUGUCCUAGGGCCUUGAUACCUGCCAGAGGACAUAGAGGCAAGCUGCCUGUUAGCAAACACCAGACUGGACUGGGGUAUGGCUCAGUGAAAAAUGCCUACCAAGUACAAGGCUCCGGGAACUAUGCCUAACAGUCUAAAACAAAAACCAUCAGUAAGACCAGUCAGUCACCUUUUACCACACAGAAAACCAAUAAAGCAUGGCUACCAGGUGAGCGUCCCCCAGGCUCGCUCCCUAAGGAGGACAGUUCAGCCCUUUUUGGGGAACACCCCAGAAGCGAGCAUCUAUGUGAUCUUGUGAAGACAACGGCUCAGUGGCAGGGCAAAGCUGAACAAAAUCUUAAAGCUCUCCUGAUAGCAACACCAACUCAUAUGGAAGGGGGCAAGCCAUGGUCAUACCACAACUAAGCCAGACCUCAGAGUUCCUAAUCAGCCAAAACCCUCUACCAAUGCCAAGCCCACAUGGAUACCACGGAGACGUCAGGAGCUGGUGCCCCACCAGAAGCCAACUGGGUACCUCUGAGGGCACCUGGCUGCCACUGUUGUUCUUCAACAGUGGAGAGAAGAGUAUUUAGUUCCCAUGGAAUGCAAUACUACCCACGCAAAGUAGACAGCCUCGGAGAUGAGGCUGCCGGAUCCAAACAAACAAAGGCUUCCUAUAUAAGGAGCAGCCAGGAAGCAGGCACCACAACCCUAGGCAUUCCAGGUAGGCUCUGUGCUAUGUGUUUAUGUGUGUUCGUGUAUGUGUGCUCACAGAGGUCUAAAUUUCUCACUACUGGCCAUUUACUUACUUUCUCUGAGUGUCAGUGAGCUCAACGAACAAAGGGGACAGUGGCCAACCCGUCUGGCUGCCGAGACAAAGCUGGAUAAAGAACUAAUGAGCUCCAUCAGGCUUCUGAGGGCUUAGGACAAGCGCACUAGGAUGGACGCCGCGGCCGUCCAGCACACCAUGCUAUGCCUCAACAGUUUAGAAAAGGCAGAACUCAGUCUUCUGCUCUCCCAGCCUUUUAAGACGGGGACGCGAGAGCCUUGUUUCACUCAGUACUCCCCACUCCAGGCUCUACCACCCUUCCUUCUACAAGUUUGCUGGGUUCCAACCCAAACAAAAUCUAAGACAUAUCAUGCAGAUGAGGUAUGCUAACAGAAGACCCUCUCUUCCCAGGGCCAUCUGUCCCCACCACGAAAGCUAUGCCGUCUUCAGGGACCAUCUGCAGUCUGCUACUCCUCAGUGUUCUCUGGAUGGAUGUGGCCAUGGCAGGCUCCAGCUUCCUUAGCCCAGAGCAUCAGAAGGCCCAGCAAAGAAAAGAAUCAAAGAAGCCACCGGCAAAACUGCAGCCACGAUCUCUGGAAGGCUGGCUCCAGCCAGAGGGCAGAGGACAGGCAGACGGGACAGAGGAGGAACUGGAGAUCAGGUUCAACGCUCCUUUCGACGUUGGCAUCAAGCUGUCAGGAGCUCAGUACCAACAGCAUGGCCGGGCCCUGGGGAAGUUUCUUCAGGACAUCCUCUGGGAAGAGGUCAAAGGUGAGUCAAUCUGAAAUGGAGGUUAACCUAUU